This is a messenger RNA of Guyanagaster necrorhizus, 1033 nucleotides long. RefSeq names its product carbonic anhydrase. The record is from RefSeq and is a predicted model, not a curated record. Gene Ontology annotation, molecular function: zinc ion binding; carbonate dehydratase activity. Gene Ontology annotation, biological process: cellular response to carbon dioxide; cellular response to oxidative stress. Lineage: Eukaryota; Fungi; Basidiomycota; Agaricomycetes; Agaricales; Physalacriaceae. The coding region runs from base 197 to 862 and encodes 221 amino acids. The transcript is spliced from 5 exons.
UUCAUUUCCUUGUCGGCGGUACCCUUCCCAGGCUUCCUAUCCCUUCCCUUCCCUAUCAGCGGACCUAACUGUACCCGGUCGGUCGUGCAUUCUCCCUUUGUUGUCACCGUGAUACCGUCACUGUGUUCUUCCAUUCAAUCGGAAUACUCAAUAACCGUUGCCGCAGCGUCUUUUUCACAUCUCAUUCUUCCCCACCAUGUCUGAACAUUCUAUUAUUGCAAGAUUAUUCGCUUCCAAUGCUCAAUGGGCUGCUGACGUCGACCAAGCUGAGCCAGAGUUCUUUACAGAGCUAGCUCAGGGCCAAAGCCCCCUAGUUCUGUGGAUAGGCUGCGCGGAUUCCCGCGUUCCCGAGUCUGUGAUCACUGGCUCACGUCCCGGCACGAUUUUCGUCCUUAGAAACAUUGCCAACCAAUUCCAUCUCGACGAUGACAGCGCUCUGUCGGCUUUGACCUAUGCCGUUGAUCAUCUCGGCGUCGAACACGUUGUCAUUGUCGGCCAUUCGGAAUGUGGAGGAGCAACAGCCUGUUUCAAUGCGGCGCCAUCGUACACCCCAGGAGAACCAUGUGCUACGGUCGCAGGGCUGUCGCCAGAGGAAGCCAUCAACAAGUGGUUAUGUCCGCUCACGGCCUUGGCUGAGUCGCUCCACCUGUCUUCUGCGCCAAAGGAAGAGGCGCUUCCGAUACUCAUCGAAGAAAACGUCAAGAUGCAGGUAGACAACCUGUCGCGGGCGCCGACUAUCGUAAAUGCGUGGAAGAACAAGAGCGAGAAAGGCAAAGAUGUGUACAUUCAUGGUUGGGUGUUUGAUCUUGCCAGUGGACGGCUGAAGGAUCUGAGGGUUACGCGGGGGCCGUCGUCCAAGUAGACCAUAGAAAAGUGCUGACCGAUUACAUAUUUGUUUCGUAUACCAACGUACCUUCUUCAUUCAUACUGAUUACGCUAAGAGAAGAUAAUUUGUAGUAGAUACUCUUGGUGAUCGAGUAGUCGAUCCGAUCAUGAUGUUCUCCGGAGUCGCUGUUCGGAAGCUUUGUCAGCC